UCAUUUAGAAAGCAAACAGCCCAAGCAAAGUUAUGGCUCAGUCAUUGUCUCCAAUUGCAGCAGCUACGACAUUGGCCUCAAUAUCAACCAAGAAGAGUAUCCCUUUGGCUUUUCAUGAUAAAAAAUUGGAUACAACUCUUCUCUCUCGCAGGAGUCUUGCCUUGGGCUUGGCCGGAGUUGCGCUAAAUGCAGGUAACAACAAUGCAAAUGCUGCUGCAAGAAGGCCUCCACCACCCCCACCCACAUCAGAGGAGAAAAAGGACCCAAAUAUGAAUGGUGUCAUGGCAAAAGUAUUAGCUAGCAAGAGAAGAAAGGAAGCUAUGAAAGAAUCCAUAGCCAAGCUAAGGGAGAAAGGGAAGCCUGUCAAAGAACCAUCUCAAUAGUAAUUUGUAACCAAUAUUAUGUAUUAAGACAAUUGAUGUGUUGCAUGCUUGCUCUUCUUUA
Nicotiana tabacum (common tobacco) is the source of this 444-nucleotide messenger RNA. RefSeq lists its product as uncharacterized. NCBI's taxonomy places the organism in Eukaryota, Viridiplantae, Streptophyta, Magnoliopsida, Solanales, Solanaceae. The record is from RefSeq and is a predicted model, not a curated record.